Messenger RNA from Nematolebias whitei (Rio pearlfish), 810 nucleotides. RefSeq names its product receptor-transporting protein 4. The coding region runs from base 93 to 680 and encodes 195 amino acids. Gene Ontology annotation, biological process: protein targeting to membrane; protein insertion into membrane. NCBI's taxonomy places the organism in Eukaryota, Metazoa, Chordata, Actinopteri, Cyprinodontiformes, Rivulidae. The transcript has 3 exons. Gene Ontology annotation, molecular function: olfactory receptor binding. The record is from RefSeq and is a predicted model, not a curated record.
CUGCUGAUCAGAAGCUGUUGAAGCAGCAGGACAGCAGAGCUGCUGAUCAGAAGCUGUUGAAGCAGCAGGACAGCAGAGCUGCUGAUCAGAAGAUGUUGAAGCAGCAGGACAGCAGAGCUGCUGAUCAGAAGCUCUUGAAGCAGCAGGACAGCAGCAUGGGCAGAACCACAGAAUGGGUUCCAUCCUUGUGGGUGGACACGUUUAAUGAGCUGCAGUACGACGACAACGAGCUGGAUUAUGGAGACGACUGGACUCUCAACUUUAACUACAGCCAGACAGACGAAGUCACGCAUGACCAGAGGAAGAAAGGCUGGAAGGUCUACUCCCACUGUGCUUAUGGAAACUUUCAGUGUGAAACUUGCCGUAAGACCUGGCCUUCAGCUCGGGUGGUGGUGUUGUUCCGUUACCGGCUGCGGCGAGGCCGUGGAACAGUAAUCAUGCGGCCCUUUGGGCAGACCUGUCGCCGCUGCAGAGAGGACGAGUAUGACCUCCCCGGUUUUGCCAAGAAAGAAGUGGAACACGCUUUGCUCCGGCUUAUUUCCAAAAUCAGAAAGAAUUGCUACAAUGAGGAGGAGGAGGAGGACGGCUCGUCAACAUGUUCUGCCAAAGUGAGGACCAAACCCCACGAGAAGACGCUGUGCGAGGCCUGCGCUCUGGGGAUUUGCUGUCAAGAUGACUAAUACUUUGUGUGCGUGCGAGAGACAGAUCUUUCUUGUGUCCUUUACACGUGACCUUUUUCUCCAUAUGUUAAAGUUCAACGUCUUUAUGUUUGACAGAUAAAUGUAAUGAACUGUAUCGUAUGAUUGGGAA